CCUGUGGUGGCGCAGACCCAGCGGCCGGAUGGCAUGCUGGACCCAAGCUCAGAUCAGCAUCCGGUCCCAGUAACAGCAUUGCCAAGGGCACAGCUUUCAGUCCUGGACACUCUGAGGCGCGGAGCGUAAUGCCCAUGUUGUUCUACGCUCUGCUCACUGCGUGUCUGAUCGGCGUCCGGGCAGAGCCAUCCCCAGCCAGCAAUGCGCCAGCAGGAGACGCCGUUCCCCGCGCGCACUGGACCAGACUCCAGCACUCCUUGGACACGGCCCUCCGCAGAGCCCACGGCGCCCCGGCCGCCCCGAUAGCUGCCCGGGUGUCAGGGGAGACGCGCAACAUCUCUGUGGACCCCAGGUUGUUUAAGAAAAGGCGACUGAGGUCGCCUCGGGUGCUGUUCAGCACCCAGCCCCCGCCCGUGUCUGGGGACCCCCAGGACCCAGACCUGCCGCUCCCAGAGGGCUCGGCCUUCAACAGGACUCAGAGGAGCAGGCGCUCACCCAGCCACCCCGUCUUCCACAUGGGGGAGUUCUCAGUCUGCGACAGUGUCAGCGUGUGGGUCGGGGACAAGACCACGGCCACAGACAUCAAGGGCAAAGAGGUGGCGGUGCUGAGUGAGGUGAACAUCAACAACAGCGUCUUCAAACAGUACUUUUUUGAGACCAAAUGCCGAGAGCCCAGCCCCGCGGAGGGCGGCUGCCGCGGGAUCGACGCCAAGCACUGGAACUCAUACUGCACCACCACGCACACCUUCGUCAAGGCACUCACCACCGAUGCCAAGCAGGCGGCCUGGCGCUUCAUCCGCAUUGACACGGCCUGCGUGUGCGUCCUCAGCCGCAAGGCCGCCCGCCGGGGCUGAUCGCCCCUACCCCCCACCCCCCGGCCCCUACCUCAGCCUGUAAAUUAUUUUAAAUUAUAAGGACUGCAUGGUAAUUUAUAGUUUAUACAGUUUUAAAAGAAAUCAUUAUUUAUUAAAUUUUGGAAGCAU
Dipodomys spectabilis (banner-tailed kangaroo rat) is the source of this 983-nucleotide messenger RNA. It is a transcript of the gene Ngf, whose product is annotated as nerve growth factor. Gene Ontology annotation, biological process: neuron projection morphogenesis; cell surface receptor protein tyrosine kinase signaling pathway; regulation of neuron differentiation. Gene Ontology annotation, molecular function: growth factor activity; nerve growth factor receptor binding. Lineage: Eukaryota; Metazoa; Chordata; Mammalia; Rodentia; Heteromyidae. The coding region runs from base 129 to 854 and encodes 241 amino acids. The transcript is spliced from 2 exons. The record is from RefSeq and is a predicted model, not a curated record.